This is a messenger RNA of Astrephomene gubernaculifera, 4023 nucleotides long. NCBI's taxonomy places the organism in Eukaryota, Viridiplantae, Chlorophyta, Chlorophyceae, Chlamydomonadales, Astrephomenaceae. The record is from the annotation of a GenBank genome assembly.
GCGGUUACUACGCGUUCCAGUAGCCGUCGAUUCCGCUACUGCCAUGAAAUAUAGACCUAUGUUGCAGAAACCCAGACCUACUACAUAUAAUCAUGGUAACCAACCAUUACCAUGGUAUAUAACAAAGCGCAUUAACAGCCAACGUGCCCGAUACUUGAUCAAUCAUAGAGACUUUAAGCCAUUCCGCCUUGCAUCAACGCCCAACAUGCGACCAUCACUUCUCCGAUCGACGCUGAUCGCGGUCGUCAUCGUCGCGCUUUAUCAACAAGCGCUCUGCAAGGUUCAUGGUUACUCAAGACGGCACCUCCGAGAACGCGGCAUAAACUGGGUCAUAAACCAAUUCAAUUCGCUGGGCUGCGAUGCACUGUCAGCGCACUCUCCAGUGGACGUUUCAAUCUCGCGACCCAGCAACAUUACUUCGUGCCUGAUCUUCUCUCACAACGCGUCGAAAUGCCAAGCUGGCAGCUGCUGCAGCGAUGGAGGCAGCGUGGGUGCUGUGAACGCGGUUCAAAUCCUGUCAGUCCCCGCAUGCGCCUCCUCCGUCACCCGCGUCACGCUUAACGGCCGACCGUGGAGCUCCUUCUCCUUCAGCUCCGACGACAACAUCCUCACCGUUUCCGACCUGGCCUCCAAACCAGCCACCGCCACCUCGGCCGCGUCAUCCGGCUUACUAGCCGCCAGCAACAGCGGCAACAGCGGCAGCAGUGGUAGCAAUGUAGUUUACACCCUCUGCUUAACGCUGUCCGCCAAGUCACGGCGCUGCAGCGACCUGGCUUCCUUCUGCCGAGACAUGCCCGACUCCUCCCCAGCUUGUGGCAUCCUGGUGUCGGACGCCCGAGGAGGUUGCUGCCCCGUCUUCCGUACACCGUACGGCGAGGUUGCGGACGUCAUCGCCUCCCCCUCAUCUCCGCCACCGCCACCGCCACCUCCAUCCCCGCCGCCACCUAGCCCGCCACCGCCGCCUCCAUCGCCCCCGCCGCCAUCCAGCCCCCCGCCUGCCGGCACGCCGCUCUACCCGGCUGUCGCAGCCGUCACCAUGGUCCUGUCUGGGGUUCCCCCAGCUACCUGCAGUGUGGUGGCGGCGCGGUCCCGAGUGGAGCGAGCCGUGAGGGCUCUCCUCACCAUCGGUUACAACAGCGCGCUGCGGCUCAAUGUCACCGACGGAAUGGUCAGCCUGGACUCCUUUGCAUGCGCCGAUGAUGCUGCUGCCCCAGCUUCAGCGGAUCUCGACAUGGUCGUACGGGUGCAGUUGUACGACAGCCAGCGGCUAACGGCUGCCCUGGUGGCGCUGAGCGACCCGCGGGUCCAUGAGGCGGUGCUGCCCGACGUGAUCGACUACCUGCAGGACCGACUGGGAGGCGUGCAGAGGAACAUCACGGGAUCGGUACGACUACACAACGUGACGCUUGCAGUUCCGCAGCCGCCCUCGCCGCCUCCACCACCACCGUCGCCCCCGCCGCCCACAAUGCCCCCGCCGCCACCUCCUCCCUCUCCGCCGCCUCCGUCCCCUCCGCCGCCUCCACCUCAGCUUCCCACCUACCCCGCCUCCUCGCCGCUACCCGCCACACCCCAGCCAACCCACCCGCUGCCGCCGUCACCCUACGAUGACCCCACCGCCCUCACCGCUUCCUCCCCGCCGCCAGCCCUCGACGCGCCCCUCCCCGCUUCCUCCAUAUCCCCACCCUCGCCGGCCUAUGGCUCAGCACACACCCGCCCAGACCAGUCAAGCCCCGCCGACAUUUCCUCGUACGGCACCCUAACCGCCCCAACCGCCGCCGUACAAGCCGCCGUACAAGCCGCCAGCCUUCAGGACGCCUCCCCCAGCUACCCCUGGAUCCCCCUGGCCAGCCCGCCUGCCGCCCCCGCCUACACCGCCUCCCCCUCCUCCCCCUCUCUCUCCGCUCCCUACCCAGCUACCUACUCCUCAACCCGCUCCAUUUCGCGCCAUGCCACCCGCAGCGACGUCAUCAUCCCCCCGGUGUACGGCCCCUACCCGCUCACCCAACCGCCAUCUGCCCAGCAGCAAACAACACCCGCCCCCGCCCCCACUGCCGCCCAGCCCUCCUCUUCCUACGGAGCAGCAGCAGCAGAGCCGCCCGCAGCUCCCACCUACUCCUCCGCCCGGACUGCCCGCAGUGAGACGCUCGUCUCGGAGCUCCAGGAGCUGCCGGAAGCAGCCGCAGCAGCAGCAGCCCCCACCUACCCCUGGGUGCCCCUGGCCGACCAGCCGCCCGCACCACCCGCCCCGCUGCACCACCAGCCGCCCGCCUAUUCCCGCCCCGCCUCACCCCAGCAGCAGCAGCAGCAGCAGCAGUACCCGCUACCCAGCCUGUACGGGCCGUACCCCCUGCCCGCCCAGUCCCCGCCUUCGUACCCGCAGCGGAUGCCGGAUGCCUCCUUCUCCUCAAGCAGCCGGACGGCGGCUUCCCGUGCAGCUGUGGCAGCGGCAGAGGUAAUGACAACCGAGGAGGUAUCAGCAACCUACCUACCCUCCAGCAGCAGCAGCACUAGCAGCAGCGGCCAGAGCAUGCAUAUCGCGGAGGUUGCAGGAGGCGCCUCCACGCUCCCCACCUACCCUUGGGUUCCGCUGGGCAGCCCCCCGCCUGCACCUGCUCCGCCCGCAGACCGGUCAGCAGGCCCGCGGUACGACAUGCCAGCGCUGUACGGCCCGUACCCGAGAUCUCAGUCGCCGUACGAGGAAGCCCCCGUGUCUGACAACCGGCCAGCCAGGGAGGGAGGGGACGCGCCGGUGUAUCCGUCUGCCUAUGGGUCAUACUAAUGGCGUCUUAUUGGGAGAUGAAAGCAACUGAUGCUGACGAAAUAGAAAAGCUGUUAUGUCAUUUUGAGUUGGGGGUCGCACUGAGUGUUCCGUCCAUGCUUGUAUUUGCUGCGCUGUGAGUGUAUAACCCGGUAUGCAGGGCGAAAACAAGUGUGAGCGUGAGAGGUGUGUGGGGGCGCUUAGUAACAACUAUUGGCGGUUGUUUCAUGUAGCUGUUGGUUUGAAAUGUACGAUUUGUAGCAGUGUGCGGCAGUUUUUUGUCGUACGAAAAGUACGUGAAAUGUGUGUAUAUGUGAUUUCGGCUGUCCAAGCCUCAAAGCCACCAAUUGUGUGCCGAGUGCCACCAAUCAACCGCCGUACCUAUCUGCCGUAAUAAAGCCGUACACUGUGCCGUACGGCAGAAGGCGUACGGCGGUAGACGUGCUCCACAAUGACAACCAUGCACUGGGGCGCACAAGGCAUACACACACAAACACACAUACACCCAUGGGGGAUGUUGGUGUGAGCAAGUGCCUAAACGAUGCGAGACGCAUCAAGGACAUACACCCUCACAACAACACACAACUAAAAACGACACAAGGAGCAUUUGUGCAGGUUGCGCACUUGAUGGCGGCUUGAUGGUUUGGUUUGGCUUUGCUUGGCUGCUGAAUGUUAUUUGUACGCUUGCGUCGGAUACUUUCGCUGAGUUGUUUUCAUUAGGCUAUGCUAGAACGCAUGCUCUCGCUUGAUUGGGACUUAACCCCUUACUUCCUUAGCACGGUGUUUAAAAUAAUAAGACUUUUAGCUUUUUUGGUUAAUUAUCGCAUAGAAUGCACGCUUUGUAGGAACCUAAUGCCGUUUCGUCUUCCAUUUCUUGCUAGUGUGGGGCCGGCUGGUGGGCCGCGCGGUCGGGGGUUCGCAGGAACAACAAAUUGCUGCGUGUGUAUAUAUUUAGUGCUCUUGUAGGAUAUUAGGCGCAAAUUAGCACGCUUAUGCAUGGAUGUUGAAAUCCAUCGCAGGAUGCGGUAAUGGGUAGUCCGGCCUCGAAUAGCGGCGAGGUGCGCGUGUGCACCCCAUGUACGACUAAAUAGGGCAUAUGGCGCCUUUGAGGUGUGCUUACAUGUGUGUCCUUUUGUCCUUAGUAAUCGGGGCUCUGCUGUGCCUGAACAGGCCCGUGUUAUUACCCGUGUAGCAGUUUUGGUCGGUGCACGUGGUGUACAUGAAUGGUUAACCGUCACAGUGGAACCUGUAAGGUGGUCAUGACA